UCUUCUUUUUUAUCUGCCCCCAUCUGGUCAUCUCCACGUCUUCACUUGUCUGUCCUCUCUAUCACACAGUUGUUCUCUCAAAGCUUUUCCAUUUCGAGGAGUAAAGAAAAUAACGAAACAAAGAACAUGAUGUCAGGGAAGAGACCCAGGCCGAGGCUACCAAUGAAGAGAACAACAAGCUUGUCAGAGAUCACUUUUGAUCUAAACACUACCGGCGUUGAAGCUCCGCCGUCUGAUCCACACAAUAACCCUUUAAAAAACCACCCGAAACAGGACGCUGGCCUUCCCGGUGGCGUUUGGGGUCCACAGAUACAGGCUAAUGGUGGUGGAAGUGGCGGUGAUGGGGGAGGGUUAGAUCAGCGGUUGUUGGCGACGGUGUUACCUAGAGUUCAUAGAAGACAUUCAGCUGAUUUCAUGGAAACCCCUCAUUUCUUAAGGUCUUGCGGCCUUUGCAGACGUCGCCUUGUUCCCGGACGUGAUAUUUACAUGUACAUGGGUGAUAGUGCAUUCUGUAGCCUAGAGUGCAGGCAACAGCGGAUGAACCAAGACGAGAAGAUAGAGAAAUGUGCCGCCGCUUCAUCUGUUGCAAGAUCCAGUGUCUCCGCCAAAGGUGAGACGGUUGCCGCCGUUUAGCUAUAUUAAUCACUGCCGCCCAAUUUCCGUGCUACUAAAAGGAAUCUAU
Molecule: messenger RNA, 682 nt
Organism: Hibiscus syriacus
Lineage: Eukaryota; Viridiplantae; Streptophyta; Magnoliopsida; Malvales; Malvaceae
Product: FCS-Like Zinc finger 6-like
Exons: 2
Coding region: 127-633 (168 amino acids)
Source: RefSeq, a predicted model, not a curated record